Messenger RNA from Paramecium pentaurelia, 3527 nucleotides. Lineage: Eukaryota; Ciliophora; Oligohymenophorea; Peniculida; Parameciidae. The record is from the annotation of a GenBank genome assembly.
AUGAACGAGCUAAGUGAAUAUCCCAGUGUUUAAGUAUGAUGAACUUAUAUUAUAGUUUGAUAAUAGUCUUUAUAAUUCACUAAAAACUAAGGAUAGUAGACUGAUACUCAGAUAAAUGAGAUCAGCUAUUGAAGAAUUUAAUUAAAAUAAGCAUUUUGAUAGUGAAACCUUUACCAUACUUUAUUAUGGCAUAUAAUAAGUAUGUAUUAUUUAUAUUAGAUAGUUACAAAAAGAUGAUAUAUUAGAAUUUUUAGAGAAAGAAGUUUUAAAGAGACAAGAUGUGUUAGAAUUUGAGAUUUUAUAGAUGAAAUUUUUAUAAGCUACUCUAGAUGAUUAAAAUAAGAAUAGGAAGGAACAUUUAUAUUAAUUAUAGAAGGAAACAUUAAUAUCAUUUGAUUAAUAUGAUAAACAUGGUUAAAUGGGAAUAGAAACAAUAUUAUAAUUUUAUAAAACAAAAAUAAAAGAGAAUGAUAUUAAGCAAUAUUUAUAAAAUUAAGCAAAGAAAAUAAUUAGAAAAGAAAAUCUUCAUAAUUAUAUUAAAAAUAGAUUAAUACAAAUAGUAUUCAAUUCAGAAGAUUGUGAUUAAUAAAUUUCAGAUUUAUUAAUAUAUUGUGAAAAUACUGCUUUUGUUACUUAAUUUAUUACUAUUCUAGCUUAACAUAGUUUAGAAAUCUUAUAAAAUGAAAGUAAUUAAUUAAAACAAGUAUCAAAAGUAUUUGAAAGAGUAAGUGCUCAAUUACCUAAUUUAUUUAAUUAAAAUUUACCAGUUUUCUUGUAAUUUUAUGAUAGUGAAGUAUAUAUAUUGUAUUUAUAAUUAGUGUUAUUGUCUUAGAAAUGCUAUUAAUACUAUAAUCACAAAUAUUUUAACUGAACAUUUGAAUCCAUCUAAAGUAGAGUAAGAUGUAGAAAUGAAAGAAAACUAAUUAAAUUAAAGACUUUUCCUUAUUUAAAAAUUAUCAUCAAGAAUUAUAGAUAAAAAUGCAUAUGCUAGAGUUCACACUUUAAAGAUGUUAAGAGUUGUAUGUUCAUAAAAUCUAAUCCCUCCAAAUGUUUAAUUAAUGAUGUUUCCAUUAGUUAUUGCAAGAGUUUAAGAUGUCUCUUCAAUGGUUAGAAAGGCUGCUUUGGCAUUUGUUAAAUAAAUUACAAAGUACAAUUUCAAAAUAUAUAGAAUUCAAUCAGAUUUAUGAAAAACCUAUUUGUUGAUGGUUUAUAGAUGUAAAAUUUUAUGAAGAUAGCUGAUAUAUAGGAAUAAAAUUAAUAUUUAGGAAAUGAAAUUCAUAAGACUUUAAUAGCUAUUGAUUAAAUAUUAGAAGAUAAAGCAAAUGCAUAAACUGAAGCAGAAUUUAAAGAAUUAGAAGAUGAAGAAAAUUUAGUUGUAUCUAAUUUAAGAGAAAAGAAGAAAUUAUAAUAAGUAUUUAUUUAAUAUCAAGAAUUUAUGGAACUCUUAUAAAAGUUAUUGCCAAAUAUUGAAUUAUUAUUAAAUAGUAAAUGCAUCACUGAUAUUUAUAAAGCAAUUUCUCUUAUUAGUUUUUUAUUUAAAUAGAAAAUAGAAAAUACUGAUGUUGGUAUUAUGAAAAUGUUAAUACAUUCUAAUAAUCCUUAAAUAGUGAAUAAAUUAGCUAAAAAAUUCUAUAUGUUAUUUAUAGAAAAUGAUAAUGAAUAAGUACCAAUUAAUAAUCUAAUUCAUUUAUUAAAAAUUUCAUCAUCAAAAGAAUAAAUUUAUCUUGAAGAACUUAUUCGAUAUAUGAUCAAAUAGAAAAUGAUAUAAGAAUCUACGAUUGAAAUCGUAUGGACUAAUUUUAUAAGAAAUUAUACUGCUAAUCAACAUGAAUAAUUAAAUUAGUAUUCUAAACUUGUUAGAGUUACACUUGGAUAAUAAUCUAAUCUUUUAACAAGAAUGAAAUUAGAUUAAAUAAGUAAAAUAAUUGAAGGAUAAAAAAAAGAAGUUAAUUGGAUUACUGUUAUAGAAUUAGCUAAAUUAAUAUAUUAUUUAGAAGAUAAAGUACUUGUUAAAAAAUAUUUUUAAUAAUUCUCAUUAAUUUUAUAUUUUUAUUUUGGAACACCUAAUAAUUUAUGGUUUGUUGCUUGUUAAGAAAUUUUAAAUUUAAUAUAAUUUUUACCUGUUCCAGAGAGUAUAUAUGAUUACAUAAUUAAAAAAUUUAGUUUUAAAGUUUUUUAAAUGGGAAUGACACCUAAAAGAAGGUAUAUAUCUUAUUUUUAUUAAUUAGUACUUAAGAUUUUCUUGAAGAAGAAUCAACUUUAGUAUUUAAUAAUUAAUGUAUAUAACUUAGUUAAUUAUUAUUUAUUGUUGGUUAAUCUGCUUUAGCAAUCAUUCUUCAUAUUGAUGAAAUAGAAAAUUAAUUGACACAUUUAAGAAAUGUAGAGGAAGCUAAAGAAAAUGAAUUGGAUAAAAUAUAAGGUGGUUGUGAAGAAGAAUACGAAUAUAAUUGUGUAUAUUUAUAGACUUUAUGCAAAUAUAGUAUUUAUUAUUAUAAAUAUAAAUAGGUGUAAUUUAAAAAGGAUUUUAUUAAAAUUUUGCACCAAUAGUUCUAGAAAUAUUAACUGAAAUUGAAGAAGAAAAUGUACAAUUAUCAAUAUUACAUAAAUCUGCAGGUCUAUGUUUAUGUAAAUUUAUGUGUUUAUCUGAAUAAUUUUGUGAAGAACAUAUAGAAAAAGUGUUUAGAUUAAUAUAAAAUCCAAAUUCUGAUGGAAUAUUUAAGAAUAAUUUAAUAGUUGCUAUUGGUGAUCUAUUACAUAGAUGGCCUAAUACAGUAACAUCUUAUUGUAGAUAACUUUUUGAUGGGUUAAACAAUUAGGAUUUUAUUGUAAAAAAAACAUCAUUAAAUAUGUUAUCACAUUUAAUAUUAAAUGAUAUGAUAAAAAUCAAAAGGGAAAUUACUGAUAUAGCUAUGUUAUUGACUGAUCCUGAUGAAAAUAUUUAGUAAUCAGCAAAAAGAUUUUUUUUCCAAAUAUAAAAGAAGGAUUCAAGAAGAAUAUUAAAUAGUUUACCUGAUAUCAUAUUUAGUAUGUCAAAUGAAGAGAGUCAUGAUAAAUAUAAAAUGUUUCUCAUGAAUACUUUGAAAUACUUAGAUAAAUAGACUGAAUAAUUGGUUGAAAAAUUGUUGAAAAGAUUAAAAGAAAAUAUUAAUGAAUUUGAAGUAUAAAACAUUGUUUUUACAUUAUCAAAACUUUAAAUGAAGGAAUCUUUAGCAAGGAAAUUUUAUGAAUGCUAUCCAUAUUAUUAAGAAAGAUUAGAAAAUCCAUAAAUAAAAGAGUAUUUCUAAGUUAUUAUUUAAAAAGUAUAUUAAAAUUUUUAUAAUUAGUUAAUGAAAUGUGGAUUAAAUUAAGAAAAUAAAUAAAUUUUAUUAGAAUUUGAAGAGCUGCUUAAUAGAGGUGAGACCAAACGUAGAGUGUUAGGAUCCAAAAAUAAAUCAUAAAAAUCAACUAGAUCUCAUACAAAUUCAUAAAGAUCAAUUGGAUAUACUAAUAUUUUAGAUUAAUUAUAUACUUAAUCUACUGAAUUUUGA